CGUCGUGUGCUCAGCAUGGCCAAGUUCACGCUGCUGCUGCUGCUGGCCCUGGUGGUGCUGGCCGGGCAGCUGUGGCUGGUGGCCGAGGCCCGGGCAGCGCCCUACGGGGUGAAGCUUUGUGGCCGUGAAUUCAUCCGGGCGGUCAUCUUCACCUGCGGAGGCUCCCGGUGGAGGCGGUCAGGCCUCCUGGCCCCCGAAGCUAUGGGGGACGUCUUCUGGGAUGCAGACACUGAUGCAGACAGCCUGGCAGGCGAGCUGGACCAAGCUGUGGGCUCCAAUGAGUGGCUGGCCCUCACCAAAUCUCCCCAGGCCCUCUAUGGUGGUCAACCCAGCUGGCAGGGGACCUCUGGGGCUCUUAGGGGCAGCCGAGAUGUCCUAGCCGGCCUCUCCAGCAACUGCUGCAAGUGGGGGUGCAGCAAAAGCGAAAUCAGCAGCCUCUGCUAGGCCAGCAGCUGAGCAGCCCACGGACACCAGAGGUGGUGCCCCAGCGCGGCUAGCCACUGGCCUGUCUGACCGGCACUUGUCUUUCUCACUCAUUCAUCUUCAAGCCCCAGAGGCCAGGUGCCCUGAGCUCAGCCAGUCCCCUCGCCCCCACACCUUGACCUGGGGCCCUAGGCCAGCUCUGUCCCUCCCUGGCCACAUGGAGAACCCCCAUCUUGACUUCUGACCUCGCCCCAACAUCAUCCAUGUCUCUGCCUGGCCCACACAGUCCCGUGUUCCUACUCUACCCAAACUGGCCCCAGGAAGACCUCUGCUCGACGCAUGGCCCCAACUGUGGUGGCUGGUCCCUCCCUGGCCAACCCACACGACGCCCGCAUGCAAACUUUGCAGCUUCCUUUUCCCUGCCUCGCACCCCCUGUCCCUGCCAGCGCUCCAUGGCUGCGGACCCCGGAGAUGGGGCAGGGUUGUCCCCCAGGUUCCCUUACAACCUGGGAUGGGAGGCGCAGAAUGAGCGUCAGAACCUUCCACGACCCCAAUAAUAAAAGCUCGGAAGCCCUUCA
This is a messenger RNA of Ictidomys tridecemlineatus (thirteen-lined ground squirrel), 1001 nucleotides long. RefSeq names its product relaxin 3 (gene Rln3). NCBI's taxonomy places the organism in Eukaryota, Metazoa, Chordata, Mammalia, Rodentia, Sciuridae. The record is from RefSeq and is a predicted model, not a curated record. Gene Ontology annotation, molecular function: hormone activity; G protein-coupled receptor binding. Gene Ontology annotation, cellular component: extracellular region.